Molecule: messenger RNA, 1577 nt
Organism: Mauremys reevesii (Reeves's turtle)
Lineage: Eukaryota; Metazoa; Chordata; Testudines; Geoemydidae
Gene: GC
Product: GC vitamin D binding protein
Exons: 12
Coding region: 108-1562 (484 amino acids)
Biological process (GO): vitamin transport
Cellular component (GO): cytoplasm; blood microparticle
Molecular function (GO): vitamin transmembrane transporter activity; vitamin D binding
Source: RefSeq, a predicted model, not a curated record
UGGUUGAUAUAAAUGGCAGAACGACCGCUAGAGUGCUACCUUUGGGGAAACAAUCUGCAGAAGACAAAGUGAUUAAACCAUCCCUUUAAACCCAGUGUAAUUACAAAAUGAAGGUAGUAAUAGUCUUGCUGCUUGCUGUGGUAUCGCUGGGUCAUGCUGAACAUAGAGGUCGAGACUAUGUACGGGACAAAAUCUGUCAAGAAUUCAACAUCCUGGGGAAAGACAACUUCCGAUCUCUAGCUAUCAUCCUGAACAGCAAGAAAUUCUCCAAUGCCACCUUUGAAGAGAUCAGUCACCUUGUGAAAGAGGUGGUCUCCCUGGCAGAAACAUGUUGUGUCAAAGGGGCCGACCCCAACUGCUAUGAAACUGGGUCUUCAGCGCUGUCUGUCAAGUCCUGCGAUGAAAACGCUCCUUAUCCUGAUCACCCAGGGAUUGCCGCUUGCUGUACCCAGCAAGGGUUAGAGCGAAAGCUCUGUCUGGCUGCCUUGCACCAACCGCCCAAAGAGUUCCCUACAUAUGUGGAGCCAUCGAAUGAAGAACUUUGUGAGGCCUUCAAGAAGGACCCCCAGGAUUUUGCAGAUAGGUUUACGCAUGAGUAUUCCAGUAACUAUGGACAAGCCCCACUGCCAGUAUUAGUGGGUUCUAUAAAGAGUUACUUGUCCAUGGUUGGGACUUGCUGCAUUUCACCAAGCCCGACUGUGUGCUUCUUGAAAGAGAGAUUAGAAAGAAAGACUCUAUCCAUACUCACCACCAUGUCAAACAGAAUUUGUUCCCGCUAUGCAGUAUAUGGGAAGGAAAAAUCAAACUUCAGCAUCUUAACAAUGUUUGCUCAGAAGAUACCCUCUGCCUCCUUUGAGGACAUUUCCCCACUAGCUGAAGACUCUGCUGAGGUCUUUUCCAAAUGCUGUAGUGCCAUGGCUGAAGACUGCAUGCAGAAGGAGCUAUCAGAACUCACCACAAAAAUCUGCACUAAACUAUCAUCCAAGGAUGAAAAAAUUUCUGAUUGUUGCAAAGGAAAAAAUCUCCUGGAAAACUACCUGUGCAUGUAUUCACUGCAACCUGCUAAAUCCCCUCAACUGCCGGAAAUCCAAAGGCCCACAGAUGAACAGCUGUGCACUGACGCUGGGAGCCAUCAGAUGGAUCAAUACACAUUUGAGAUGGCGCGAAGGCGAACCAACAUCCCAGAGGUGUUCCUAAGUAAGGUGUAUGAUGCUACCCAUAAUCUUCUCAAUAGAUGCUGUACCACUGCGGAUUUAAUAGAUUGUGUCUCUAGCAAGAGGCCACAGCUGAGAGGGGAGAUAAUCAAAUUCCUAGCAAAGGCCGAUGAGCUAUGUGGAGAAUAUAAUGACCUGACGUUCCUUGAAUUCAAACAGAAACUGAAAGAAAGCUUCAGCAAGACAAUGCCUGAUGCAACCCCAGCCUCCCUUACAGAGCUGGUGGAGCGGAGAGCCGAUUUCGCCUCCACGUGCUGUAUUAUGAAUGCACCUCCAGUGUACUGUGGCUUGAAGAUUAACGCUGAAGUUGGACACACAUGUGACCACGAUUCCUGCAUGUUGAUCUAGCUGUGGAAAUGCAAA